Molecule: messenger RNA, 348 nt
Organism: Penicillium odoratum
Lineage: Eukaryota; Fungi; Ascomycota; Eurotiomycetes; Eurotiales; Aspergillaceae
Exons: 3
Coding region: 1-348 (115 amino acids)
Source: RefSeq, a predicted model, not a curated record
AUGUUGUUGGAAGUCCCCGUUUCACUCGCCAAUCUGUACAACAUAGUUCGGAACACCAGGUCAUCGGUGAAACCGGAGCGCACUACGGAUCCGGCGCUGGUGGCAUCGGCCGAGCAGGCCGCCAUCACCACUCGGCUGCUGGCUCGCAUCGACGAGCAUGGCGCCGAGUUGGCGGUUUCACAGGCCGCAGGAAGUCAACUUCCUUCACACUCCGAAGACACCCCGAUGGGUGGUUUGGAGAACCAGCCGCCGUCCGUAGAUGCAGAGGAGGAGGAGGAGGCCCCAGAGGGGGUGCGCGACAAAGGACAAGGUCGCGCCCAGUGGUGGUUGCGUGUUUCCGGGGUUUAG